AUGUUUAUUAGGCAGCACUACCACCAACGCCAGCAGCAACAGCAGCAGCAGCACCAACAACAACAGCAGCAGCAACGCCAGCAGCACCAGCAGCAGCAGCAGCAACACCAGCAGCAGCAGCAGCAGCAGCAGCAACACCAGCAGCAGCAGCAGCAGCAGCAGCAGCAACACCAGCAGCAGCAGCAGCAGCAGCAGCAGGAAGACAGCUUUGGUGCUGCAGUUGGUGGUGGUGGUGGUGCUGCUGCUGCUGCAGUUGGUGCUGGUGGUGGUGGUGGUGCUGCUGCUGCUGCUGCUGCUGGUAGUGGUGUUGCUGCUGCUGUUGCUGCUGCUCUUUGGACAGGAGGCUCAAAGUCUGUUGCUAACAGAGUGCUUCUCCUCGCUUCUAUUUGGGUUGCCUUCGGCAGCAACAGCAGCAACAGCAGCAGCAGCAGCAGCAGCAACAGCAGCAGCAGCAGCAGAAGCAGCAGCAGCAGCAGCAGCAGCAGCAGGAGACGCGUGGUGCUGCAGCAGCUGCCGUGCUGCAGUGACACCGUAGCAAUGGCUGUUGCGCUGCAGCAGCUAAAUUUCGUUGAUAUUAAAAUAAAAGAAGGUGUAACGCGGCAAACAUUUUCAGUUGAAAUAAAACAAAGACAAAGAAAAGUAGAUGAAGCUGUUGCUGCUGCUAUCAAGCCAGUAAGCAGCAGCAGCAGCAGCAGCAGCAGCAGCAGCAGCAGUAGCAGCAGCAGCAGCAGCAGCAGCAGCAGCAUAGCAGCAGCAGCAGCAGCAGCAGCAGUAGCAGCAGCAGCAGCAGCAGCAGCAGUAGCAACAGCAGUAGCAGCAGCAGCAGUAGCAGCAGCAGCAGCAGUAGCAGUAGCAGCAGCAGUAGCAGCAGCAGCAGCAGCAGCAGCAGCAGCAGCAGUAGCAGCAGCAGCAGCAGCAGUAACAAUAAAUAUUUUUUUUUUUUAG
This is a messenger RNA of Eimeria mitis, 945 nucleotides long. RefSeq names its product AROM polypeptide/ shikimate-quinate 5-dehydrogenase, putative. Gene Ontology annotation, cellular component: nucleus; SWI/SNF complex. NCBI's taxonomy places the organism in Eukaryota, Apicomplexa, Conoidasida, Eucoccidiorida, Eimeriidae. The record is from RefSeq and is a predicted model, not a curated record. Gene Ontology annotation, biological process: regulation of transcription by RNA polymerase II. Gene Ontology annotation, molecular function: ice binding; transcription coregulator activity. Bases 1 to 945 code for a protein of 314 amino acids. The transcript is spliced from 6 exons.